GACCCCGUGCCCGCCGGCUGGGUGGCAGAGCGCGCCCCUGGUGCUGUACAGAAAGCGGUCAUCGGCGCUGCUCGCGUAGUGAAAGCGCGCUGUCCUUACGCAGCUUCUGCCAAGUGCAGCUCCGGCCAUGCUUUCACAGCGAUUUCGAUCAGCGGUACCAGCUCCAGUUUUGUUAUGGUUAUGUUUGACAAACCGCGUUUUGCCACCGAACGUCAGUAUAUUUAACAGAAUGCAUUUAAACUGGGUAUUUGCUGAGUUAAAUUCAAACUGAAUUGCAGUCGUAGAAAUGUGAGGCUUGGCUUCCCUCACUUAAACCAACACGAUUUUGAGAGCUUCAAAUAGAGAUGUGUAUGGAGCUGGGAAAACAACUCUUCUAAAUUACAUACUUACAGAACAGCAUGAUAAAAGAAUAGCAGUUAUUCUGAAUGAGUUUGGAGAAGGUGUCGUCAUGCAGAUUUAUAGAUUAAUAUUGUAGUACUACUUAUAUUUCCAGGAAGUGCCUUGGAGAAAUCCCUGGCAAUCAGUCAAGGGGGAGAACUCUAUGAAGAAUGGCUGGAGCUCAGAAAUGGCUGCCUGUGCUGUUCAGUAAAGGACAGUGGUGUGAAGGCGAUUGAGAACCUGAUGCAAAGGAGAGGAAAAUUUGACUAUAUAUUGUUAGAGACAACUGGUUUGGCAGAUCCAGGAGCUGUGGCCUCCAUGUUCUGGGUUGAUUCUGAGCUGGGAAGUGAUAUCUAUCUUGAUGGUAUUGUGUCGGUUGUUGAUGCAAAGCAUGGAUUGCAGCACUUGACAGAGGAAAAGUCAGAAGGCCUUGUCAAUGAAGCAUCUCGGCAGGUUGCAUUAGCUGAUCUUAUCAUCAUCAAUAAAACAGAUUUGGUUUCAGAAGAAGAGCUGAAUAAAGUCAGAACAUGUGUCAGGUCAAUAAAUGGACUUGGUAAAAUUCUAGAGACACAAAGAUCAAGAGUUGAUCUUUCCAAUGUCUUGGACCUGCAUGCUUUUGACAGUUUAUCUGGAGUAAGUUUGCAGAAAAAGCUGGAGCUUCUGAAGACAACACAUGCACAUCUAGACAAGGGUAUAAUUACAGUGACAUUUGAAGUUCCAGGAAAUAUAAAAGAAGAAAACUUAAACCUUUUCAUUCAGGAUCUUCUGUGGGAGAAGAAUAUGAAAGAUAAGAGUGGGCACACCAUGGACAUCAUAAGACUGAAAGGACUGGUAUCUAUUCAAGGCAAAUCUCAUCAGGUGAUAGUCCAAGGUGUCCAUGAGCUCUAUGAUCUAGAAGAGACUGCAGUACCCUGGGAAGAAGGCGAAAAGAGAACAAAUAGACUGGUCCUAAUAGGCAGAAACUUGGAUAAGGAGGCAAUCAAAGAAGUUUUCGUAUCCACUGUCAUGGUUUAAGCCCAGCGGGUAAUUCAGCACCCUGCAACCAUUCUCUCUCCUCCCCUUCUCUCCCCUGCUGCGGGUGGGAUGGGGAGGAGAUUUGAAAGAAUAUAAACCCCACAGGUUGGGAUAAGAACAAAAUCCGAAGUGUAAUACAAAACCACUACUACUAGUAAUAAUGAUAAGGGAAAUAACAAGGGGAGAGAAUAUAAAACUAAAAAGGGGGAAAAAAAGCAACCAACAGUAAACAAAAGUGAUGCACAAUACAGUUGUUUCCACCGAUACCCAGCUCAACUCAAGCAGCAAUCUGAUCUUUCGAGUGACUCCCCACAGUUUAUAUACUGGGUAUGACGUGCU
Messenger RNA from Pezoporus occidentalis (night parrot), 1731 nucleotides. RefSeq names its product zinc-regulated GTPase metalloprotein activator 1A-like. The transcript is spliced from 15 exons. Gene Ontology annotation, cellular component: cytoplasm. NCBI's taxonomy places the organism in Eukaryota, Metazoa, Chordata, Aves, Psittaciformes, Psittacidae. The record is from RefSeq and is a predicted model, not a curated record. Bases 622 to 1392 code for a protein of 256 amino acids.